Molecule: messenger RNA, 1667 nt
Organism: Cuscuta europaea
Lineage: Eukaryota; Viridiplantae; Streptophyta; Magnoliopsida; Solanales; Convolvulaceae
Source: the annotation of a GenBank genome assembly
CUCGCUCGGUAGAAAUUUGUUCGUUUUCGUGGGAGAUUUGAAUGAUUAGACCAAGUUUGAGGCUGAGUGAGGGUGACUAACUGCGACUGUGAGCUGGUGUGAUAUCCCACUCCCCAUCAAUCAUCAACGCGGCUGUACUUGAAGCCAAUAUGAUGCUAUGUUCCCCUAGCAAAACUUGUGUAAAAAGUGUAGUCUGCUUAAGAAGAAAUAUAGUCUCCUAUGGCUAUGGGCAUUCAAAGUUUAGGUAUGCAACCAUUUUAUCAUCCAAGUCCAACUCCAGUAUACCUACCAUCUGCUUUCGAAGUUCCUGGAAGGAUUGUCUUGCUAUUUCAACUGGGACCCACAACAUGGAUAUGAUGAAGUUCUUCAUCCCUAGUCAAGCAAAGCGUCAAAGUAACAUGGGACUCAUAACGUGGCAAAAGUGUUUUGCAUCUUUCUUCCUUUUUGUUUGCUGUUCAAAUUCUGACCCCGUUUAUGCCAAAGGCUUCGAGUGUAAAGAUGAUGAGUCUGACUCUUUACGUGGAGGAAAGGAGGUUUAUACUGACUAUUCUGUCAUUGGUAUACCUGGAGAUGGGAGAUGCAUGUUUCGUUCUGUUGCUCAUGGAGCUUGUUUAAGAUCAGGAAAGGUUGCCCCUGAUGAAAAACUUCAAAGGCAAUUAGCGGAUGAAUUGAGAGAAAAAGUGGCAGAUGAAUUUAUCAGGAGACGUGAACAGACGGAAUGGUUCAUUGAAGGUGAUUUUGACAAAUAUGUUGCACAGAUGAGGAAGUCUCAUGUAUGGGGAGGUGAACCUGAAUUGUUAAUGGCUUCUCACGUUCUCCGGAUGCCUAUCACAGUGUACAUGUAUGACCAAAAGCAUCGUGGCCUAAUAUCAAUUGCAGAAUACGGGCAAGAGUAUGGCAAAGAUAAUCCUAUUAGGGUCUUGUAUCAUGGCUAUGGACACUAUGAUGCAGUGCAGAUUCCUGGAAAGAAAGACACAAGAUCAAGACUAUAAGACAUUAUAACAUCACCUUAGUUUUUAUUGAAAAUUUUACACAAGGUGGAUAUGACUAAGGUUUGGAGAGAUAGAUAUUGAGCAGGAAGGGCAAAAACACUAGGAGGCUGGCUAUGCCUGCCUAGAAUCGUAGGAUGUUGGUUGCCAUAAGGACGAGGAGGUGGCAACCGGUACGGUUGGAGGGUGAAAAGACCGGAGCGCUCACAGGUUGCUAGGUGGUGGCUUCCAAGUGGGUGUUCUGAGUUUGAACACUCUUGUGGAAUAAGGAUCAGAAGCUGGGCUUUCCUUGCCUGAUCGUUAUAUUUAAAUCUAAUUUAGUUUUGGUUCAGUUCUUUUUUUGUGUGAGUUGGAGCCUGUUUUCAUUUGUUGUCACUUCCUGUUUAUGUGGUACUUUGUUUCUGAUUCGAUUUCGGGAAGGCGUUUUGUGAUGAUUGGUAGAAGUAUGAUAUCUUUUAAAGUAAAUAAAUCUUGAAGCACUUGAAGUGGUUUGUCAUUUUGAUUUCUGGAUUGGAUUUCGGAUGGCCAUUUCUGUCUAGUUUGUAAUCUGUAGGCAGAGAUUGUUUGAGUUGGGGGAGACAGUUAUAAUCUAUUCUGGUUUUGUCAUAUUAAUAUAGGUGAUUCCUAUGCCAAAAGAUUUACUAAUGUGAUUCCUAUGCUCAGUUGGAUCAAAUAUGG